Molecule: messenger RNA, 1834 nt
Organism: Exophiala viscosa
Lineage: Eukaryota; Fungi; Ascomycota; Eurotiomycetes; Chaetothyriales; Herpotrichiellaceae
Product: 2OG-Fe(II) oxygenase superfamily protein
Exons: 4
Coding region: 310-1419 (369 amino acids)
Molecular function (GO): 2-oxoglutarate-dependent dioxygenase activity
Source: RefSeq, a predicted model, not a curated record
UGAGAACUUUAAUCUUAAAGCCGAACAUGAAGUGAUCCGCCGUACUUGGAUAGCUGCCCUGAGACAUUCCCCUUCAAUGAAUCCUUCUCAGCCCCCUGUCUGAAGACGAUACUGACUAAGUCUUGGACAGGACGAUUGCGUGCCCUGAUGGCGUGCUCGAACUACUCCAAGUCUCCCCACUCCGGGUCAAUAUUUGCUGGGAAACAAGCGCGGGGUUUUAUCUGACGACGAUAUAUCGAGGCACACCGUCCUCCGCUUAUGACUAUCUUUAUUCAGAGUCCACAUCCAACUUGACUUCAUAACGACGAGAUGCCUUCAGCGACAACCGAGACUCCACCUCCACUUCGCAGGUGGGAACGUCCGUCGAAGACGGCCCACGAGCUUGACUGGGCCGACAUCAAGGUCAUCGAUAUAUCCACGUUCGAUGAACCAGGAGGCAAGGAGGAAUUGGCCGAGCGACUCCGCGAUGCAGUUCAUAAAACAGGAUUCUUCAGCAUCACGGCCACCGGCCUUUCUGAUGAAGAAAUCCAACGACAAUACGACAUUGGCCAGGCAUUCUUCGACCUACCGGUGGAGAAGAAGAAUCUCGAGGGUUGUCGUUGUGACUUUUCUGUCGGAAAUUAUUUCGGAUAUCGUGCUGCACACGAAAAGAAGAUCAUGUCCACCGACAUUUUAAACAUUGAGGAAUCCUUCAACGUCCCAAAGAUCAUUCCUCACCAUGAAAACGAAGUCCGACAUCAAUUCUUCGAACCAUAUCGUGCCGAGAUUGAGGACUUUUCAAGGAAAGCACUAUCCAUAGCCAGUAAGAUCUUCACCCUCUUCAGCAUCAUCCUGGAAUUGCCCCAAGAUUACUUCUCAUCUCGGCACGCAUACGACUCUCCGAGCGAAGACCACCUCCGGUACAUGGUGUACCACCCGCGCUCGGCGGCCGACGACGCCAAAGUCGAAAACACAUGGUCCCGAGCACACACGGACUUCGGCUCUCUAACACUCCUCUGGAGCCAGAACAUCGCGGGCUUGCAGAUCAAAACUCAGACUGGGGAGUGGAAGUACGUUCCGCCCGUCGACGAGGGGAUCAUUUGUAAUGUCGGUGAUACGCUGGAUUUCUGGUCGGCAGGAUACUUGAAGUCCACGACGCACCGGGUCGUGAGGCCGCCAGAGGACCAAACUCACGUUGACAGAUUGGGGCUCUUUUAUUUUGUGCGUCCGGGUGAUGAGGUUGAUAUCAAGCCUGUUGCUUCACCGUUGUUGAAGAGAUUAGGGCUGGUUGGAGAGAAUCAGGAGGAUGCGGAACCCAUUACUGGUAGGCAGUAUGUUAGGGAACGAGUCAAGAGUUACCAUAAUCAUACGGACUAUGCGAAUAUGAAGGGGAGGAAGUUCCGGAUCGGGAACCUGGAGAUUGAGGAUGAGGCGGAGUGAGAGCUGGGACUACGCUGACCGUAGACAAUGGAGUAGCCAGGUCUUGGACUUACAUUUCGUGUGUCAAGUGAGCAGAUGGGAAUGCGGCACCAAGAAUGCUGGCAUGCCGCUUCGAGAAUACUGGCUUGAUCAAAGAUCGCGAUUGACCGGUGGUUUGCCCUUAGCAUGGAACGUCUUCUCGUAAAGUCGGGGCACCAUCAACCAGCGGCGACAAUGCUUUCCCUUCUUCUUUCUCUUUUCUGGCUAUCGCUCCAUGUCUUUGGCCAGUAGACGCGCUUUCAAGAUGUGAGGUAUGGACAGCGUUUCCUCCUUGCCUUUGUAUAUGCUCCCCUUUUGGGCAUGUCCAUUCUACGGUACGGAUGAAGGCGCGGAUUUACUCUGGGCAGAGUGUUCGCCAUAGUUGGCCCCGAAGGUC